Molecule: messenger RNA, 1321 nt
Organism: Porites evermanni
Lineage: Eukaryota; Metazoa; Cnidaria; Anthozoa; Scleractinia; Poritidae
Source: the annotation of a GenBank genome assembly
AUGAAUUUUACUGUUGGCGAAAUCGUCGAAGCCGUCGAUGAAUUUGGCGUAUGGGCAAGUGCGCGGAUUACUGAAAACAGAGGUGAUUCCGUGGUUGUUACGUUUCCUCAGUGGAAUUCCGAUUGGGACCGAGAAAUUACUAGUGCCUGCGAAGUAAGAAAGACGUCGAUCGAGGAACUGUUGGUUCCUCGCAGUCUUGCCAGUCAUAAGGUAAGUUGAAGCUCAUUUCUUGGUUUCUAGUUUUGAUCUCUUUCCGAUCACCUCGUACUUUUACGCGUGACUCGUUUUAAUAUUGUUGUAACAUUCCUAGAGUCCCAAUUUAAAGAAGCUUAUGGCUGGAGACAGUUUAUUUAGCAGGAAAAGAUGUCACAGUUUGCUUGUGCGAUCCCAUUUGAAAAACGGUAAGUCUUUGUUUUGUUUUUAAGGUUAACAUCUAUAUUGUCCUUACAUAUUUCCACCUACGUCCUUUAGUGCUAGUUUAGAGAAUUUAAAAAAAAACGAUGUGAUGUGAAGCCCCUGAAAGCAAAUCUUAAGUUUAUGAUUUUACAAAUCAAUACUUCUGUUGGAACUAAAAAGUAUGGUACUAGACUAACCCUAGACUUGAGCUUAUAGUUAGAUUACUUUGUUAUUCAGCCUCCUGAGUAUAAACUUGGAAAACUGAUUUAACAGUUGAAAACUGAUUGGGGGAUUUUGCUAUCUGGAAAGUCACUGUAUUAAUAAAAGUGUCACUUAAAUGGUUAUGACUUCCAAUUUCAUAGCAAAACUAAGAAGCAGAUGUUUCUUUUGGUUUCCUUCCUGACAUGGCAUCUCCAUGCAAAGUUCUUUAAGAUUAAAUUUGCCCUGGGAAACUGAAUUACGGGCCAAGUAUCAGUGGGGGGAAAGGUAUGAUAAAUAAUGAGACCCCUAUUACUGUAUUAGGGAGGUCCCAUAUUGCCAGUCUGAAUCCUGUCAAUCUGUUAUGGUCAUUUACCGAUGCUUUGUGUUGCUGUCUAUACUUGUCGAACAAACAUUUAUCUUGUCACAAUCAUUUUCUUUUUAUAUGCUGUAGCUACUUUUUGGAAAAGAGACUUAUCCUCAAUGCCUUUUUUUUAUUUUACUGAUGACUCCCACAUCUGUAAAUAUUAAAUGAACACAUUAAAAAUAAUAUGCAAACAAGCUUUUAAUAAUUUUUUUAAAAACUUUUCUUAGUCUUCAGGUAACUGUCAAGCUGGGUGAUGCCACCAUCCAAACUGUCAAUGUGUGGGAACUAGAGUCAUCAAGGAAGGCUGAUGACACAUUCUCUGAUCUCUGUGUUCCCUGUGUGCACUAUGCUACUUAUUAG